AUGUCUGUGAUAGCGAUCGCUGAGGAUGACGAGGCUGCAGCGACGAGGGAGUCUGGGCAGAUCAAGAUCAUGACAGCUCGAGCCGAGGAGUUGAAGGCAAGGGUGGUCGAAAUGAUCAAGCAUGCGGAAAAGCUUUUGACUCGGUACCAUGAUGCGAACUUGACCGACCCAGAGAAGGACCUGGUGAACCACGUUAUCCUACAAACGCAAACGAGUUACGAACAGGACGUCGUUGCUAAGGAUAACGAGCUUCGAAGACGUGAACACCUCGCAACUGGCCUUAAUAGGCGAAUCCACUCCUUGGAGGCGGCACUGGCGCAGAUGCUAAAAGAGAAGGCCAAGAGUGCCGGGCCAGACGCGAAGACUUUGUUAAAUUUCCGGAUGUGGCUGCCCUCGAGCCCAAUUGACGAGACAUUGCAAGCUUUGGAAGAAAUGAUCAAACCACCAUCACCCAUCUCAAAACCUCAGCCCAGGGCAACUAAUCAAAAGAAGAAGAGCUUCAAGGCCCUUGAGGACGCCGAUUUGGACUAUCAGUAUGACAACAGGGACAACGAUCUGAACGACUUGUCCGAUCUGGAGCUUUCGUCACCAACAGGGAGGUCCAUGAGAAAGCGAGGGUCGUUCUAUAUCACCGCCACCUAUUGUGACCGUCGAGGAGCCUGUGGGGACAAAACGAAGCUUGGUAUGCACGUUCCUCUGCUCCGAUAUUCCCCCGCUGUUUUUCAACUCCAUUUUUCUGGGAGUUCAGAAUCCGGCUGUCGUUACGGCGCCUAUCAUCCCGUCCCCGCAGGAAGAAGUUUCGGUUUCGACUUCCCCAGUAAAGUCCCUGAUGGGCCUGCCAAGACUUCUCAGAAGAAGCGCAAGUGGCUGCUUGUCGUAACAGGCUGGGAUGUGACUUGGCGCGAAGUACUGGAGCCCGCUUCAAAGGCCAAUACAGUUUCACUUCCCGUUUCCUGA
Molecule: messenger RNA, 957 nt
Organism: Laccaria bicolor S238N-H82
Lineage: Eukaryota; Fungi; Basidiomycota; Agaricomycetes; Agaricales; Hydnangiaceae
Exons: 5
Coding region: 1-957 (318 amino acids)
Source: RefSeq, a predicted model, not a curated record